CAACAUAGCUAUCCAACACUGGUUAUUGCCACACAGGAACGAACCCCUUAACUCUCACAUUAACAUCCCACUUGACACACAAAGAUGAUUGCCGAAUUCGAAGGAGAUUCCACCCAGCUCGCCAAGCCUGCGGACGAGCCUGUCAACAAGGAUACCAACGGUUCGACCCUGACCGACCUCAAGAUUGUCGAUAGGGUUGCUCAUAUUCCUCUGGUUGCUGAUGGCUUGGUGACCUUUGAGACCGUUAUUAAGGCCAACCAGUUUACCGCUUCUCUGUACCAGACCGCUACUGGAAUCGCUGCCAAGUCGCUCGAUAUGGCUUCUCCGGUCAUCAACCGGACCCAACCGUUGAUUGCAAAGGCCGACGGAUUGGCCAAUCAAGGUCUGGACAUGGUCGAAGCCCGAUUCCCUUAUGCCUUCAAAGCGACUACCAACGAAAUUGUGUCGAGCGCCAAAGGGAUUUACGACCAGCGAGUCGGGCAUCUGCUUCCUAAUGAGGUCGUCAAACGAGUCAUCGAACAGAUCUAUGAGCUCAAAGACCGACUCGCCGCUACCGGACAAGCGGCUGGUGGACAAGUUCACUCCAUCUCUACCGGAAUCGCUGAACAGCUUCACAAGCUCGCCCAACACGCCGAGAUCCCAGCCAGCACGAAAGAGGCUUUGACCGCGGCGUAUGGUGACAUCAAGGACAUCGUAGGCAAGGAAGAAUCGACCGCGCAAGGGAAAGCUACCGAGAUCUUGCACUACGUCCAGUCGAAAGUGCAACCCGAACUUGAGAGGUUGACCAACUCUGUCUUCAAGCAGAAGGAUCAAGCGGUCGAGACCGAGAAGACCACUUGAGGACGACGGACGCUAUACGAUACAAGAAGCAGAUGUCAUCAACGUGGGAAUUCUGCGAUGUUCCGUUUUUCAAUCUUUACUGCCCGAUAGAUAUAGAUGAACUUUAGAAGCUCAGUAACGAUAGUGGUAUGAAAUGUAAAACAAACCUAUAGAGACGUAGCGAUAGAUAGCUUUGUAGCAAGAUUAGAUCGAGUGGUCCCGAGCCGAUUCAGAAAUGAGUCGAAAUGGGGUUUCGCCGUGCGGGAAUCAAGCAAGGUGCUGGUG
Filobasidium floriforme is the source of this 1104-nucleotide messenger RNA. RefSeq lists its product as uncharacterized. The record is from RefSeq and is a predicted model, not a curated record. Bases 85 to 840 code for a protein of 251 amino acids. The transcript has 10 exons. NCBI's taxonomy places the organism in Eukaryota, Fungi, Basidiomycota, Tremellomycetes, Filobasidiales, Filobasidiaceae.